Glossina fuscipes is the source of this 981-nucleotide messenger RNA. Its product is annotated as transcription factor Adf-1. The record is from RefSeq and is a predicted model, not a curated record. Gene Ontology annotation, molecular function: DNA binding. Gene Ontology annotation, biological process: regulation of transcription by RNA polymerase II. Bases 1 to 945 code for a protein of 314 amino acids. Lineage: Eukaryota; Metazoa; Arthropoda; Insecta; Diptera; Glossinidae. The transcript has 2 exons. Gene Ontology annotation, cellular component: transcription regulator complex; nucleus.
AUGUCAAUCAAUGUGGAUGUGUUGCGCUUGAUUGCCGAAGUAAAAAAGCGUCCAGCCUUAUGGGAUAACCGUUAUGGCGAAAAUAAAGGGCGUGUCAGUUUAAAUCAUCUUUGGUGGCAAGUCGCGCAAGUCUUGAAUGUCGAAGUGGAACAAUGCAAACGGAAAUGGAAAAAUUUACGUGACGCUUAUCGCGCUGAAAUACGACGAACAGUCCGCCGUAAUGGAAACUAUAAAUGCAAGUGGAUCUAUUUUGAGCUGAUGAGUUUCAUCGAUGGAAAACCGCGUCGACGCGAUUCGAAUGAUCAAUCAUCUUUGCAUUUAGAAAACAAUAGCUCCUCGUUAGAUAAUAACGUUUAUGAUUCGGAGUUUCAUAGCUUUUAUGAUAUUAAAAUGGAACCUCAACAAAAUGUAGACGAUAAUAUUGAAUCCGUGCAGGUCGACGAUGACGAUACGGCUAAUGAUAUACUUUUUGAAGAAUUUCAAACUGUGGCAACACCGCAAGCUGCCCGUCGACUUUCGGCAUCCAUUUCACAUAAAAAUCCCUUGGAACGUAACGCACAAAAUAAUGUUUCAAUUUCAGUCAACGAAGAUCAGUGCAGAUGUUCUGCGUCUGAACGUUCGCAUAAUCAAGUACAUUUCUUGGAAAAUCUUGAAAAAGAAGAACAAAAACUUAUACAAUCUACUCGUCAAGAUAUAACACGUGCGCAGGGCAUUAGUCAUGUGGGCGAUGGCGAUUACAAUUUUCUCGUCAGCUUUCUACCCCAAAUGAAAAAAAUGAGCGAAUAUCAGAAUUUACAAUUUCGCGCCAAAAUGUGCGAACUGGUCUUAAAUAUAAUGACGCCAACGAAUGCAGAGGUGAAAAAAUCGGAUAACAGUGGCAAUACUGUUACUUCGUUUUACAUAAAACAGGGCGAGAACCCUACUUCGACUUCAUUUUUUAAAUAAUCAUUAAUCAUACAAUAAUAAAUAUAUCGUCUUAUU